This is a messenger RNA of Gopherus evgoodei (Goodes thornscrub tortoise), 3310 nucleotides long. RefSeq names its product zinc finger and BTB domain containing 37 (gene ZBTB37). The record is from RefSeq and is a predicted model, not a curated record. Gene Ontology annotation, biological process: regulation of transcription by RNA polymerase II. Gene Ontology annotation, molecular function: protein binding; DNA-binding transcription factor activity, RNA polymerase II-specific; RNA polymerase II cis-regulatory region sequence-specific DNA binding. NCBI's taxonomy places the organism in Eukaryota, Metazoa, Chordata, Testudines, Testudinidae. The transcript is spliced from 5 exons. Bases 146 to 1732 code for a protein of 528 amino acids.
AAAAGGGGGGAGGAAUUUUCUUCCGGGGUGCGGCCCGCUCGGGGGGUUUCGCUUCCGGGACGGUGUUCCGGCCCGUUCCCACCCCCGGGAGACACUAUAAAUCGAUGCCUGUACUCCAUCUCAGCCAGAGGAGUAAGCAGAGUUGAUGGGGGAGCCGCAGCGGUCGGCUUGCCGCCAUGAGGACGGCCAGCUGGGUUGUACACCUACAACUGGGGCAGCCAUGGAGAAAAGUGGAAACAUUCAGCUGGAGAUCCCCGACUUCAGCAACUCUGUCCUGAGCCACCUCAAUCAGCUGCGCAUGCAGGGCCGCCUGUGUGACAUAGUGGUCAAUGUGCAAGGACAGGCUUUCCGUGCUCACAAAGUGGUGCUGGCUGCUAGUUCGCCAUACUUCCGUGACCAUAUGUCAUUGAACGAGAUGAGCACGGUCUCCAUUUCAGUCAUUAAGAACCCCACUGUUUUUGAGCAGCUCCUUUCCUUUUGUUAUACCGGGCGGAUAUGCCUGCAGUUGGCUGACAUCAUCAGUUACCUAACGGCAGCCAGCUUCCUGCAGAUGCAGCACAUUAUAGACAAAUGCACGCAGAUCCUUGAGGGAAUUCACUUCAAAAUUAACGUGGCAGAGGUUGAAGCUGAACCGAGCCAGACUAGAACAAAGCAUCAGGAGAGACCCCCAGAGUCUCACCGGGUUACCCCAAAUCUAAACCGCUCUCUGAGCCCACGCCACAAUACUCCGAAAGGGAGUCGUCUAGGCCAGGUCAGCACUGUGCUGGACAUUCGGGAGCUGAGCCCCCCUGAGGAGUCCACCAGCCCUCAGAUAAUUGAGCAGAGUUCAGAUGUGGAGAGCAGGGAGCCCAUACUGCGGAUUAACAGAGCAGGACAGUGGUAUGUUGAGACAGGAGUGGCAGACCGUGGGGGACGGAAUGACGAUGAUGUUAGGGUGCUUGGAGGAGUGCGCAUUAAAACGGAGAACCUGGAGGAGUGGCUGGGAACGGAGAAUCAGCCAUCGGGAGAAGAUGGGAGCAGCGCUGAGGAGGUCACGACCAUGGUAAUUGACACAACAGGCCACGGAUCGAUGGGCCAGGAGACUUACACAUUAGGGUCAUCAGGAGCCAAAGUGGUUAGGCCAACCAGCAGUGAGAUUGACAGAUUUAGCCCUUCGGGCAGCAUGGUUACUGUAACUGAGCGGUACAGAUCGAAAAGUGAGUCUCCCGGGCGGAUGGAUGAGCCUAAGCAGCCCAAUUCCCAGGUAGAGGAGUCCGCCAUGAUUGGAGUGAGCGGUUAUGUUGAGUAUCUCCGUGAACAGGAAGUGUCUGAGCGGUGGUUCCGGUACAACCCGCGGCUCACCUGCAUUUACUGUGCCAAAUCCUUCAACCAGAAAGGCAGUCUAGACCGGCACAUGCGUCUCCACAUGGGCAUCACGCCUUUCGUCUGCCGCAUGUGUGGUAAAAAGUACACCCGCAAGGAUCAGCUGGAGUACCACAUCCGCAAGCACACAGGCAACAAGCCCUUUCAUUGCCACGUUUGCGGCAAGAGCUUCCCCUUCCAGGCCAUCCUCAACCAACACUUUCGCAAAAACCACCCUGGCUGUGUGCCUCUGGAGGGGCCGCACAGCAUUUCCCCCGAGACCACCGUCACCUCCAGGGGGCAGGCCGAGGAAGAGUCUCCCCCACAGGAGGAAGCUGUUGUGGCAGGGGAGACGGCACAGGGAUCUGUGUCCACCACCGGGCCAGAUUGAAACGGGCUGUGGGGGAGGACCCUCUUCCCGUUUGGCUGUAAGCAGUCAGCACCGAGACGGCGGGCUGGUACUGGAAUCAGUGCAGUGCCACCAUUGGAUGGAAUGUUGCCAAAACAGAAGAUUAACAAAAACAAAGUGCUAAAAGCUUUUCCCCUUUUCCUCAUCUCCUUGGGAAAAAACAAAACUGGGUCAAUCGACUUCUGAUUCAGGGAUCGACAGGAUUUUUUAAUGUUUUUAAUGUAUUCAGUAGCGAUCCAGGAGAAGCAGUCAUUUUAUUUCUUGACAGCAUUUUGGCUCAGCACCUCGGUCUCUGUGGUGGUGUUGGCUGUAGUGGCCCUAAUGCAGUGAGUGCAGUGCACAGGUGUCUGUCUUCACAACAGCUGCCGCUCCAUCACAUGAGGCAGCAGGGGCAAGGAACACUCACCCUCCCCUUUUCCCAGGUAGUUGUCAUGUUAAAGAAAUCUCACUCUCCUGGUGGAUCUUGCCCUGCCUGAGUGUAUUUAUCCCGUCUUAUUUUGGUGUGUCUCUUAAAAUUUUAAUUAAACCAUUAUUUUAGGGCUUUCUGCUUGCCCUUUCCAGGCAUAUGGCAUUCUGCCCACUUGUUAAAAGCAGGCAGCAACCUUUGAGCAGUAUUCUAGAGGUCAGCAAAAUCUGAAGCGCUUAGGCUACUGAAAGUAAAAUUAGCAGCUGUGAGGUUUGCAUUAGACUCGUCGACAUUUUUUGAGGAGGGGAUUUGGGACAGGCUGCACUUAUUGGUGCUAGUAUUAAUAGCACAGAGCAUUCCAACUUCCUGACUGGUUUCUGCACACUGCAGUGCUUCACAUGUUGCCAAGAGUUAGGAAGAGGUUUCUUGUCUGGAUGAAUUGACAAGCAAGAGGCUGGCUACCUAAGUCAUCAUUGGCAUCCCUUGCACUUAGUCUUACAUAACAGCAAUACUAUAUAUUGAAACAGUCCAAUCCCAGUGAAAUUAUCAUGGGUUGUUGUUUUUAACUAUGUCUCCGUGUACUAGUUUGAUAAGUUUAUAUAAAUCAAAUGCAAAAAAACCGACAUAAACUCCUCAUAAUGGUUCAGGAAAUUCAAAGUUGCUGCUCCUACAAUAAUUGUAACUCUGUCCCUUGCACAUAUUAUAUUCCAAGUAGCUCUGAAGUUAAGGGUAAGUGUAACAAACCCAGAGAGACAUGCCUGCAUCAUGUCUCAGACAUGUUUGCACGUGUGUAUGUGUUUAUAAAUUAAAAAAAACAGUGCAGGUACAUAGGUGCAAAUUCAAAAGAGCAAAUGUCUUGAUGCCCUUUUAAAAAGUCUUUAAAGAUAUGCAGUAGUUUAAGAGUUGGCUUUGGUGCUGGGUUGUAUGUAAGUGCAAAUAGGAAUGAACUGCUGGCCCUACUGCUUUUGGAGCUUGGAAUUGGGGAGGCUGCGUGUCUGAAGGAAGCCUGUCUUCCGAAGGAGCAUAGGCCUGGUCUACCCUGGGGGGCAGGGAGGUUGACGUAAGAUACACAAGUUCAGCUAUGGGUAUAGCGUAGCUGAAAUCAACGUAUCUUAUUUCGACUUACCUCCCGUCCUUACAGCGCGGGAUCGACA